AUGUACUUUUCAGAUUGCCUCUUUACUCUGUCCUUGUUUGUCCUUUCAGGAACCUACUGUAACGGGACGGUUGACCUAUUUGUGUGUUGGCCCCACUCAGCUCCUGGUAAUGUGUCAGUGCCCUGUCCUUCUUACCUCCCCUGGGUCACAGAGGAUGACUCCAGGAGUGUGUACAGGCAGUGUCUGUCCAAUGGGAGCUGGCGACUCCAGGAGAAUUCUUCGGAAGCCUGGCGGGACCAGAGAGAAUGCGAUGAGAAACGUUUCUUUGAAGCCGAGGAGAAUGAGGUGUUUCGCCAAGGAGCACUGAGGGUUAUCUCCAUCGUCGGCUAUGCUCUGUCCCUCUUCUCCCUCUCUCUGGCCACUCUCCUCAUGGGCAUUCUCAGGAAGCUCCACUGUACGAGGAACUACAUCCACAUGAAUCUGUUUGUGUCGUUCAUGAUGAGAGCCAUAGCCGUUUUCAUAAAGGAGAUGGUUUUACAUGUCAUGUACACCAAGCUACCCAUUGACGACCCAGGGUGGAACUCAUACUCCAACUCAGUGAUAGCGGUGGUAUGUAAGGCCUCCCGGAUGUCCAUGGAGUAUUUUGUAGCCUGUAACUACUUCUGGCUCCUGGUGGAAGCCAUCUUCCUCCACACUCUCCUCUUCACCGCCGUCCUCACCAAGAGACGGCUGCUCAAGAGAUACAUGCUCAUUGGCUGGGGUACUCCAUUCGUGUUUGUGGUGCCAUGGACAGUUACCAAAGUUUUAUUUGAAAAUGAAGGGUGCUGGGCCAAUCAGGAUAGAUGGAUCUGGUGGAUAAUAAGAGGUCCGAUCACUGUAUCUGUGUUGGUCAUUUUCUACAUAUUCAUCAAAAUACUAAUGCUGCUGCUCUCAAAGUUAAAAGCGGACCAAGUGAGAUUCACAGACUACAGAUACAGCUUGGCCAGGGCUACACUAGUCCUGAUCCCUUUACUGGGAAUCCACGAGGUGGUUUUCACUCUCCUGAUUGACGAGUGUGUGGAGGGAAACACCCGCUAUGCCAGGAACGUCAUCAACCUCACCCUCAGCUCCUUCCAGGGAUUCUUGGUUUCUGUGCUGUACUGCUUCGCCAAUGGAGAGUUCCAGGCGGAGCUGAAGAAGCACUGGAAGCUCUUCCGGUUUACAAACCCCUUCCAGGUCACGCCCUGUAUUCACUACCGGGAUGCGCCCCUCAAACACCUGUGGAAGUGCUCCAGAGGCCGACGCUCCCAUCAAAACAAAUCAUAUGAGGAGGAGGGUGGGCCUGCCACACACUCACACCUGCUGCAGAAAGUGGACAACAACACCUGCAGUUAUAUUACGCAAUACAUAAAAAAGCUGUGUUAG
This is a messenger RNA of Oncorhynchus gorbuscha (pink salmon), 1344 nucleotides long. RefSeq names its product glucagon-like peptide 2 receptor. The transcript is spliced from 12 exons. NCBI's taxonomy places the organism in Eukaryota, Metazoa, Chordata, Actinopteri, Salmoniformes, Salmonidae. Gene Ontology annotation, biological process: cell surface receptor signaling pathway; adenylate cyclase-modulating G protein-coupled receptor signaling pathway. The record is from RefSeq and is a predicted model, not a curated record. Bases 1 to 1344 code for a protein of 447 amino acids. Gene Ontology annotation, molecular function: glucagon receptor activity; peptide hormone binding. Gene Ontology annotation, cellular component: plasma membrane.